Messenger RNA from Saccostrea cuccullata (small rock oyster), 686 nucleotides. Its product is annotated as multiple epidermal growth factor-like domains protein 10. The coding region runs from base 63 to 686 and encodes 207 amino acids. The record is from RefSeq and is a predicted model, not a curated record. Lineage: Eukaryota; Metazoa; Mollusca; Bivalvia; Ostreida; Ostreidae. The transcript is spliced from 6 exons.
AUUUCAAGGAAGUGCAGAUAUAAAUUCGACAGAUAUUGAGUAAUGUGAAUUAUUGAAUAAAAAUGAAGUUUUGUUAUUAUAUAAUGAGCCCGGUCUUCUCGCUGUGUCUCACAAUCACAUCUGUUAAAUGCCAAACAACAAAAUCAGGGAUAUGUAGCAAGGAGGGGGAGGAGUUAAAAUGCUGUACAGAUUACGUGAAAAAUGGAGAUAUGUGUAUAGAAUGUAUCGGGUAUUUCGGACCUCAGUGCAACAAAGAAUGUGUACCUGGGUUUUAUGGUUUUGGAUGUCGGAGAAAAUGCAACUGUAAUACGUGUGACAGAAUAAAUGGAACAUGUCUACAGAUUUCAACAGUCAAUAAUAUGAAAUUGAAAGGCAUCUCAUUAGAAAGCUGGUUACUAAUAUUAUUUGGCGUUGUGGUUAUCAUCGGUUCCUUGGUUGUUGUGUUAGUAAUCAACUUUGUACGAAAAAGGUCAUCUCACACGAUUCAAGGAGAGCUGGAAACUAAAGUAAAGAAAAUCGAAAAUUACUCAGAAGAUGACUGGGAAUAUGAAAUGUCCUACGAUGACUUAAGAGAAUCACAGAUGAUUGUUGAUGAGAUAGUCCUUCCAACCAGAAAGCACGGAACGAACACUGAAUCAAACAAACAAUCUAUAUCUUCCUUGUAUGCAAUACGACAUAAAUAUUGA